CUUCUACUACUCAGGAGAUAACGUCAUCCGAGUACAAAUAUAGAUACGGCAGUUCCACUCUACUGCUCUACUCCAGUCGAACUGCGCACGUAGUAGCAGUAGCAGCAUAGGCAAUCAGUCGCUUAAGUCGAAAAUGAUAUGUACCGUGUUUAUACUUUUAUCGGUUACGUUAGCGUUAUUCUUGUAUUUGAAAUCCACAUAUUGGAAAAGGAAUAAUAUUCCAACGGCCAAAGGAUGCUACCCGAUCGUUGGCCACUUGCUACCCGUGUUAGCCAUGCAAAAAACUGUUGGCGUACUGAUUCGAGAAAUAUACAAUGAAUACAAGGAUUGCAGCAUGGUUGGAUUUUACAAGGGAUUAGUGCCGUCAUUAGUUAUCCGCGAUCCGAACUUGGUGAAAUCCGUGAUACAAACUAAUUUCUCGAGCUUUAAUAUGAACGGACUCCAUAGUCAAAAAGACGUGGAUCACCUGUUAGCUCAUCAUCCAUUUUUCACCGUUGGGGAAGAAUGGUCAAAUGGAAGGAAGCGAUUGACGUAUGCGUUUACCAGUGGGAAGUUAAAAAUACUUUUCGUGACUAUUGCCGGAGUGUGCAAAAAAUUCCAAGAUUUCUUGGACAGGCGGCUGAGCUCGAACGACAAGUACGAAGUCGAACUGAAAUAUCUGUUCUCAAAAUUUACUGGCGAAGUUGCGGCGAACGCUAGUAUGGGCAUCGAAGGGCGCUGUUUCGGGGACGUAGAUGAUCCUCUUGCGUUCGAUCAGAUCGGCCAGAGUAUCUUUAAACCUAAUUUCUUCACUAGAUUUAUAUUUAUCUUUAUAGGCUUAUUUCCCAGUCUGAAUCGUUUCACGAAGAUCAAGAUCGUGAACGAGGAAUUGGAACAAACGUUCAGAACGCUGGUUAAGGAAAAUUUGGAGCACAGGCGAAAGGAAUCAACGCCCAGGCACGAUUUUCUCGAAUUAAUGGUGUCCCUCGAGAGAGAGGAAGGAAAACAGCUGCCAUUGGACGCUCUCACUGCUUAUUCAUUCUCGUUUUACGCCGACGGGUUCCAAACAUCAAGCGUUACCCUCAGUUUCAUUGGAUUUCAACUGGCUAUGCAUCAGGAUGUUCAAGAAAGACUACGAGAAGAAGUGAAGUCUGUCAUGGAAAAACACGGAGAUGUGUUAACGUACGAAUCGUUGAAAGAGAUGACUUAUAUGGACCAAGUAAUUAGUGAAUCGCAAAGAUGUUACUCGACACUGAGUAUCAUGAUCAAAGUAUGUACACAAGAGUGCACGUUGGAAGGAUCGGACGGACUUAAAUGUCGCGUGAAACCUGGCACCGAAAUUGUCAUACCCAUUUAUGGACUGCAUGAGGACCCGAGGUAUUGGUCCGAUCCGGAGACCUUUGAUCCAGAUCGAUUCAGUGGGGAGAGGAAGCACGAGAUUAAAAAAAUGACGUUCCUCCCAUUCAGCGAGGGUCCAAGGAUGUGCGUGGGAAUGAGAAUGGCACUGUUACAAAUGAAGUCUUGCUUGGCUACUUUGGUCAAAGGCUAUAAAUUGGAAUUGUCGCCUAAAACGAAACUGCCUUUAAAACUGGUGCCGCUCGUUUUUCUUUCAGAAGCAGAAGGCGGACUUUGGGUAUAUGUGUCAAAACUUUGAAAACAGUUAUGUAUGCAAUAUUAUAGGAAUUAUGGAUGUUAUUACGUUAUCUGUACGAAGUCUUCUUUACUUAUUGCAUAACGAAUUGGAAACGUAGAAAACAUUGCUAUCUCACUAGCAAAUAAUAGUUACGAUAGAACAACGAAAUCAGUGAUAACGUAAAAAACAACUGAAGUUUUCAAUGUCAUAUUUGUUACAUACCAAUAAUGUUAUCAAGUACAAAGAUCAAUACGGAAUAUGAUGCAUCGUAUAAUAAAUUCGUUUAAUAACGUCGUUAUCAAAGAUGAAUGAACCUUACUGCCUGCACGUAAAUUUAAACAACAUUACAAUUUAUCAUCCACCUAUAAUACACACACACUCGGUACGUUGAAUUUAAUAAAAACAUGUGAAACACA
Molecule: messenger RNA, 2028 nt
Organism: Ceratina calcarata
Lineage: Eukaryota; Metazoa; Arthropoda; Insecta; Hymenoptera; Apidae
Product: cytochrome P450 6a2-like
Exons: 1
Coding region: 134-1633 (499 amino acids)
Molecular function (GO): iron ion binding; oxidoreductase activity, acting on paired donors, with incorporation or reduction of molecular oxygen; monooxygenase activity
Source: RefSeq, a predicted model, not a curated record